Molecule: messenger RNA, 1502 nt
Organism: Teleopsis dalmanni
Lineage: Eukaryota; Metazoa; Arthropoda; Insecta; Diptera; Diopsidae
Gene: Scgbeta
Exons: 1
Coding region: 130-1152 (340 amino acids)
Biological process (GO): muscle organ development
Cellular component (GO): sarcoglycan complex; sarcolemma
Source: RefSeq, a predicted model, not a curated record
CAAACUUUUUUUUUCAUCUAAAAAUAUCAACUUAUGUACAUGUACAGCACUUUUCACUUUUAUAUAGAAAUUCCCCAAUAGUAACUGUUCAAUUUUUUCAGUAAUUUAUUAAAUUGUAGAUUGGUUACAAUGAAAAGCUAUGAAAAUACAUUUAUCCGAGGUCCUUCGCCGUCAUAUUCUGAUGAAGUUAUGUCGGAGCACGUCAUAAGUGCAUCAUUACCUAUUCCUGUGGGAGGAACCUUAAGAAAUGAAAAUUUUUUAAAUGAAGAGCUAACAAAAACAUAUGAUAAAGAAAUAAUCUACAAAUCAUUUAAACAGCAAAACAGGAAAACAUUCGCCUUUUGGACAGCAGUUACAAUUUUGGUAAUCUUAACGGUUGGUAAUCUAUUCUUAACAUUAACAAUUAUUGGCGUUUUGCAUCUUGGAAGAGGAAUUCAUGGCAUGGAGUUGAUACCUGAAGAAGAUGUUAUUAAAUUUCAUGGCUCUACUGAUCUGGAUCGUAUUUACACCAAAUUAAUUGGUCAAAUAGAAGGAUUUAAAAACGAACCAAUAAGUAUUACUAGUGAAGGUGAAAAGGCCAGUGUAUUUUUGCGUGUGCAAACUCAUCGUAAUGGACUUGUUAAUAAUAAAUUGAUUUUAGACAAAUCAGGUAUACAAUUUCGUGACGUUAAUGCAUUUGUUAUAAAAGAUGCAAUACAUGGGGCAAACAUAUUUACAACACAUCGACCACAUUAUAACAUUCCAAAAGGGCUGGAUAAUUUAGUUGCAAAAGCAGUAAGUACUAGUAAAAUUUCUAGCCCAAUUGAUAAAGACCUUAGGAUCGAAAUCGAUAGUAAGGUUUCAAUAAAAGGUUCGGAGGGCAUAUUGUUGGAUUCUUUAAGUACACUUAUUCAAGCGGAGCAUAAUGUAGUUAUUAAUUCAACUCAAGGUGCAACAAUACUUAAAGGAACUGGAAUAUAUUUAGAUAUGGAUAAAAUACCGAUUGUCAGUUCCGAGUUCGGCUUACGUACGGGCAGUGUACAAUACAAGAUUUGUGUUUGCAUGCCACAAGGAAUUUUAUUUCGUAUAGCAAUUCCACGCAUUCAUAAUGGCCCAAAAUCUACGUGUGCUCAUUUCAGUGCCAAAUAUGAUCCAUGUGGCAUUAACAGUUAAAACAAAUUAAAUUUGCUAGGAAUUAUUCAGUGUAUAUCAUUUUAAUGCAGAAAAUAAAAAUUCUUGCUAUAAAAUAAAUAUAAUUUGCAAAAAAUAAUUAUUUGUUUCUUAUAAUAAAAACAAUUAAUACGAUAUAAGAUAGUGUACUUAAAUAUUAAUCACACGCUUACAUAUAUUGUUAAUAUCCCAAAUGUUUCUGUACUGAAUGCUUUUAAAUAGUAUAUUAUAUUUAAUAAAAUUUAACAAUAAUCAAAAUACAGUCGGGUGUUCUUUAUUUUAUUAUUUAUAUUUACACAGAGCAGCUCACACCGUCUUUCGUACAAGCAAUAUUUUUGUAGAUAUAGUCUUGA